AUGCUGUACGCACGCACUAUGGCCGUUCGAGCCAGCAACGCGUUUCUACUGCCCUAUCAACAGACUUGGCACUCUAUUUCACAGGCGCAAAGACGUAUUAUAACACGCAUAGAACCCAGCAGAGUCCGGUACAAAUUUGUGGAAGAAGUUGAGCGCUUGGACUAUUAUAUUCCUGGAGGUUACUAUCCAGUCACGAUUGGAGACGAAUUUUGUUCAGGUCGAUAUGUUAUCGCUCAUGAGAUACAGGUUCUUUCACAGUUACCUAGAGCUAAAUCCGAGCUCUCUGGGCGGAAUACUCCACAGAAAGUGCUUGACUCUUUUACAUUCUCUGGGCCAAAUGUCACGCAUCGGUGUUUGGUCACGGAUGCUGCGUAUCACCGACUUCUCCAUCUCCCUGCCGCUCGAGAUUGGGAAGAAAGAAGUAAUUGGUUUGACGAAUAUGGACGCAAAAAUGUGAAAGAAAAUCUCCGUCAGUGGUACGGUAAUAGUACCAGGAACUGGAUCCAACGGUUCACGGAAUAUAUAUACAACCUAAGGGAGAGGAAGAGGUUUGAUACCUUUUUAGUGGAGGAGGAGAAUGCGUUCUGUGAUAUGAUAAAGUCGAUGUUAGUCCUUGAGCCAAGCAAAAGAUCCACGAUUGAGAACAUAAUGGGAUGUGAGUGGAUGCGAAAAUGGGGACUGCCAGAGGUGCUCCGCGCCAUCCUCUGUAGAAGCUAUGAAACACCUGAUAUCUAUUUACAUAUAUUUAAUAGUAUCAAUCUAGUACCAUCCGCAUCUAGUGCUUAUAUCCAGGCUACAUCUGUCUUAUAUAUGUCUACAUCUAUCUACCAGAAAAUAUUCUUUAAAUCCUCAAAAUCUUUGUUGGAUUUUUUUUUUCUUCGGGUUUUUUCUCUUUUCUUCCCUUGGGAAAAGAGAUUUCUCCCCGCCAACAGGACGUUUUUUCCCCCUAGACGCUGUUGA
This is a messenger RNA of Microsporum canis CBS 113480, 960 nucleotides long. RefSeq lists its product as hypothetical. Gene Ontology annotation, biological process: spliceosomal complex assembly; regulation of mRNA processing. NCBI's taxonomy places the organism in Eukaryota, Fungi, Ascomycota, Eurotiomycetes, Onygenales, Arthrodermataceae. The record is from RefSeq and is a predicted model, not a curated record. Bases 1 to 960 code for a protein of 319 amino acids. The transcript is spliced from 4 exons.